Messenger RNA from Talaromyces proteolyticus, 1545 nucleotides. RefSeq lists its product as uncharacterized. Gene Ontology annotation, molecular function: coenzyme A diphosphatase activity. The record is from RefSeq and is a predicted model, not a curated record. Bases 144 to 1439 code for a protein of 431 amino acids. The transcript is spliced from 2 exons. Lineage: Eukaryota; Fungi; Ascomycota; Eurotiomycetes; Eurotiales; Trichocomaceae.
CCCAUCUUGUAGGGCUGACUUUGGGGUUAUUGUUAUUACUCCUCGUUAUGACCACGUUCAUUUGAAUUGCCGGAGGGUUGAAUCUUGGAUAGGGUAUCCAGACUCCAUUUUUACUAUCACCGCCGAACCGGAAGCUCGUGGUCAUGGCUUCGGCUUCGGAGAACAGCGGUACGGAAGCAAUUCCAAUAUUGACCAAGACAUUGCAUGAAGCUCUACUCAGUCUGCACAAAUACCCCCACCCUCAUGUUCCAAAUCCUCCAGAUUGUAAAAAACGUGCUGCGGUCGCUUUGAUCCUUCGAGUUCGCCCAGAUUACCACCACUGGCCUCCGGCGACUCCUGUCGAAGCUAAUAACUCUGUGCCGGUAUCACAACAACUUGAUAAUUUCUUUGCGCAAGACUGGGUGAAACAUGGUGACCCGGAAGUGUUAUUUAUUAAAAGGGCAUCAAGAAUAGGGGAUCGCUGGACCGGGCACGUCGCACUUCCCGGAGGCAAGCGGGAUCCAGAGGAUGCAGAUGAUAAAGGGACGGCGAUCAGGGAGGCGUGGGAGGAAAUCGGGUUAGAUUUGGAUGUAGAAGAAGCUAUUCCUGUUGGCAAUCUCCCCGAGCGUGUGGUGAAAACCUCUUUCGGAAGACUCCCACUGAUGGUAUUAUGUCCUUUUAUUUUCUUGUUAACAUCGAGAAAUUCCCCACCACUCAAGCUUCAGCCAACCGAAGUAGCCUCAACGCAUUGGGUUUCGUUAAGAGCUCUUCUUGCACCAUCAUUUCGGUCCGUUGAACGCGUCGAUGUCUCAGACCGCUAUGCAAAGCAGGGUGGAAUAAUAAGUCGCGUGGCCUCGCGGUGGAUGACUGGGAUGAUGGAAUUUGCUGCUCUCAGGCUGCUCCCAACCGAGAGCUUGUAUUGCAGCUCAAUACCUGGCUUUCUCCCGGAAUCCUCCCGGCGGCCAACUUCAGUCUUUCAAAAAUGGAAACAAUGGAUUUCAGGCACACAGCCUAUCUUACCCGAGAAAGGUCGGACUCUAUUGCUAUGGGGCUUGACCUUAGGUAUCCUGGCCGAUUUUCUGGAAAUGCUACCGCCGCACAAUGCUGUGGAAUUAUGGACCCAUCCGACAUUCACUGCUCCUGAUUUACGGAUCCUCGUGUCUAUCAUGACAUACUCGAUACGAAAAAGAAACGCAGAAAAGGUCAAGAGUUUGAGACAGCCUAGUGAAACCGCUGCUGACGACUCAACUAUUGCUCUUCAUGUCGAUGAACCUGUGGAUGCGAAGUCUAGCGGUGCAAAGAGUGAUGAGUCGGCAUUGGCAGAUCAGCACGCCACGGGGAUACUGUUGCAAGGAUACUAUGAUCGUCUUAGACUGGCAAUUGUAGUUUUUAGUGCCUGGAGACUGCUUGCAGGCUCGGCUGGGUCAUAUCUUAUAUUCAGGUGGCUGCGGCGCCGCUAAUUCCUUGGUUGUACCGCCAGUUGGUGACCAAAACGAGGCGUUAUUUAAACCACUUGAUAGUAAUUUUAUAGACACAGUAGACAUAUAUACGUCUUUCUUUGGAAAA